AUGGAGAACACAUGGAAGCGGAGGAGGAGAUUGCGACAUUGGACAUGGGCGAGGAAUUUCUUUGUUACGGCUUUACUUCGGAAGAAUGUGCGACUGCUUAUUGUGUUUUCACUCAGCAUAUUCUGCAUUGGACUGUUCACAUUGUUGCAAAGCUCACCAGAACGUGACGAGAUACAAAUUUACAACGAUGACAUACGGAUCACAUAUGUACCGGAGAAACAGAGGAACUUAUCAAUCGGCAUAAUUGAAGUGGUUAGGGCAAGUACUUCCCCGGAAGAGUAUCAUACCGCAAUGACCUUCAAAAAGCAGCAAUAUGGAACGAUGUAA
Messenger RNA from Cylicocyclus nassatus, 327 nucleotides. NCBI's taxonomy places the organism in Eukaryota, Metazoa, Nematoda, Chromadorea, Rhabditida, Strongylidae. The record is from the annotation of a GenBank genome assembly.